Molecule: messenger RNA, 7976 nt
Organism: Zootermopsis nevadensis
Lineage: Eukaryota; Metazoa; Arthropoda; Insecta; Blattodea; Termopsidae
Product: proton-coupled amino acid transporter-like protein pathetic
Biological process (GO): amino acid transmembrane transport
Cellular component (GO): vacuolar membrane
Molecular function (GO): L-amino acid transmembrane transporter activity
Source: RefSeq, a predicted model, not a curated record
CAGAAGUUUGCUGAUGUUAGAGAUUCUAUCUGCCUGUCAUCACCGUGAAUGAGCUCGUGGAACACCAGUGUCUAUGGGAACUACUGCUUUAGAAUAUUCAUUUUCAUCACCAGUGUUUUAUAAAAUUGUGGGUUUUUUAUAUUUUUAAAUAAUUCAUGAAUGUGCACAUUUCUGUCAUAAUACAGCUUUUCCGCAUCGUGUAUCAGAUGGUACUGAUGUUAUUGCAAAACGUGCACGCAAAUUCCCAUUGUACCUCGCUGGGCAAUUCGCAGUGCAACUAAAUCAAGCAACGUUGUUCUAAUGGUGACUAAAGGAUAUUAUGAAUGCAGGAACUAGUUUAUUUUAUUUUCAUAUUACUGUGUAACUCACAAGUUGGAAUGGUAAUAGUGUUAUAGAAUAUUGGUGGGAGUUGGGGCGAUUCGAAAUUUGUCAUUUGAAAGAUUGACGUAGAGUAUAAGAAUAGUAGCAUACUUAACGAAAAACUACAAAGGAAAAAUAAGUGACAGUGAUGCAACAAUUUAGGAAGGUUUAUUCAGGACCAGGGAACAACUUUUAGAAUUGUUUCUUUUUUAUGGUUUUUACACGCCACGAUAAGAAUGCUACGCAACGUUGGCUGCAAUGUAAACACUGCAAAACACAUUUAUUUUUGCUCCGUCGAGAAGGCGGUGGUAUAUUGACAGAAGACAGGUGUUAGGGUGUGUAACCAACAUAAGCAAGUAACCAUACGUUUGCUAAUGUAAUGCAUUUAGUUUUACCAACACACAAAUGAAAAAUUCAAAGGAAGUCAUUAGCACCUGUGUCAUCUACGUGACUGAAUUGUAAGAACAUCACAUACAAGGCAGCCUGCUAGGAGUGGAAUAAUGGCAGAUCUUACACCUCUGCAGCCAGUUAAAUGUGUUGUCGCCAGGAACAAUGGCUUCAGGCAGAGGGUAUGGAAGUCUCAAUAAGCAUGUCGCAUUAGCACAUGGACUUAAUCCAGGUAUUGCAACAACAGCAAAAGCAGCCAAAUUUAGAAAAGAAGAAAGACAGCCAUUACUCUUGAGCAGCACAGAACCCCUUAAUGACACGUAUGAUAAAGGGAUAAUUCCAAGGCCUGAUCUCCGAACAUCUCCUGACAGCAUGAUAGUUCAUCUCCCAGGUCCACUGGAGUCUGGUGGUGCAGUAGAUAUAAAGCCAUUAUAUGGAGACAGCACAGGAGAUAGUAUUUACAAUCCAAUUCUCAACCGAGAGUUGGAACAUCCUACCUCGAACUUGGAUACAAUGAUUCAUUUGUUGAAGGGGAAUGUAGGAACUGGAAUUCUGGCUAUGCCAGAUGCAUUUAAAAAUGCAGGUCUUGUUGUUGGAACUGUGGGAACACUACUCCUGGGUGUAAUCUGCACCCAUUGCAUGCACAUGCUGGUUAAAUGCUCUCAUGAAUUGUGUCAAAGGACCCAGGUUCCAGCCUUGGGCUUCUCUGAAGUAUGUGAGACUGCAUUCAAGACUGGACCGCCAAAUGUACGAAAAUACUCUAAAGCUGUGAGGAUUAUUAUUAAUAUAUUCCUCUGCAUUACUCAGCUUGGAUUCUGCUGUGUUUAUUUUGUUUUUGUGGCGGCCAACUUAGAAGAGGUUAUGAAACAUUUCUUUGGCCUCAAGCUGACUGUACAUUACUACCUGCUGAUGCUAUUGUUUCCUAUGAUACUGUUGAACUGGGUGAAGAACCUCAAGUACCUCACCCCUGUCUCACUAUUUGCUGCUGUUAUCACUGUGACAGGGCUUGGUAUCACCUUCUUCUACAUGCUACAGGGUCUUCCUCGCACUUCCACUGUUAAGGCCUUUGCUGGUUGGAAGCAUCUGCCACUUUAUUUUGGCACUGCCAUAUAUGCCUUUGAGGGCAUUGGUGUGGUUUUGCCUCUGGAAAACAAUAUGAAAAAUCCUCAAGACUUUGGUGGUUGGACAGGAGUCCUUAACACAGGAAUGGUGAUUGUCGCAGCUCUAUAUACAUCAGUUGGAUUCUUCGGUUAUUUGAAGUAUGGUGAAAGGGUUUUAGGCAGUAUCACUCUUAAUCUCCCACCAAAUGACAUUUUAGCUCAGUCUGUGCGUCUGAUGAUGGCACUAGCGAUAUUCCUGUCAUAUGGACUACAGUUCUAUGUUCCCAUGAACAUCAUUUGGCCAUUGGUCAGGCCCUACCUGCAGAGUGAGCGAGCGCAGAUGUUUGGUGACUAUCUCAUCAGAACAUGUCUUGUGGUGUUCACAUUUGCCCUCGCUGCUAUGAUUCCAAACUUGGGAGCAGUUAUUUCACUAGUUGGAGCAGUGAGCAGUUCUACUCUGGCUCUCAUCUUUCCCCCCAUCAUUGAGAUUAUCACUUUUUGGCACAAAGGAUUUGGAAAGCAUAACUGGAUCCUUUGGAAGGAUAUUUUCAUCAUGAUCUUUGGUCUCUUAGGUUUUAUUUUUGGUUCAUAUGUCAGUAUUUUGAAUAUUGUCCAUUCUGAAACAGAUUUAGACACCUAAUAUUUAGGCUAUUAAGUUUUAAGGUCAUGGUGCUUGUAAGAGCACCCAAAUGUAAGAACGUAUGCCACGGAAAACUAAAAAGUGUAUAUUAGAUUUUAUGUUGGCAUUUAGGACUUUAGUCCAAUUUAAAUUGACAUUCCUUCAUAAGUAUUUGUGUCUGAAAUGCUUUUUGAUGUUUUGAAUUGGUUUAAUUAUGAACUGGAAGUGGAAUUCACAACAGACCAAUCCAAAAGAUUCCUGUCAGUCAUUUCCGUCUGUUUUAAGUCCACUUCAAACUCAUGAAUAUAAAAAAGUUUGUUAGCUUGGUAUAAAAGAGAAAGAUUCAGUGCUCUGUGUCCAUGACAUUCAGCAUCUCAUUUUGAAAUUUAGUAAUUUAUAUCCAGCUUGGAAUUUUGAUGAUUAAUUCAUCAAAUGGCACCUGAAGAUAAAGGAACAGAUGAAGGAAUGUUCAUUUAACUAUGAAGAAAGACUGUCAAGAUGUGAGGUUAUUGACAGCAACAGGAAUGGUGUCCUGUACUAAGAUAGAUUGUGGACAUUUUUAAUAUAAGAUAUCUCCAGUGAUAUCGUGGUUAUAAUAUUCCUUAAUGUAUUGUCAUCUUCCAUAAGCCUGUGAUAAUGUGUCAGCUUGUAUUUAUCGUUAGCAGUUGUACAAAGGCUUAUUUUAAUGACGUUGUGCCAAAGGUCAAUUGAAGUACAAUAAUAUGGAAAUUAACGUAACAUUUUGAAAGCUGAUACAUGUGUCUGAGGGAAGCAAAAUAAUUAUGUGAAAACAAAACUAAUAUGGCAGUAUUUAUGCUACUCGUCUUUUUUAUCUCAAAAUUUGUUAUAUAGCUAUAAUAGUCGAGAGAGCAGAUAGAAUCUCUCGGUUAAAAUGAAUUAUUUAUAAAAAUAUUGUAAGUUAUAAAUAUAUUGUAAAAUAUGUUGAAUAUGAUGAGCUGUUUCUGGUAUAAGAAUCCACCACUACAUAAAAGAAUGAUUAACUCUGAAAUUAUUAACAAUACAGCAAAUGAUUUAACCAAGACCUGAUAGUUUAAUAUAAAAAUGGUAAUGUUAUUGGUACUUAAUGUGCCUGUCAUAUUGAGUUGUAUCAGUAAUUGCUGUUUUUAAAUACAUUUGUUUCAGUAUGCAUUGAAUAAUGAGAAGAAUGUAUUAAUAAUGAGCAAAAAAUGUUUAAAUCUGGAGUCUGAAGGAUAUUGAUGGAAUUUGAUAUAUGCAUGUAAAAGCAUACUGAAAAUCCUCAAUCUCUAUCAGUAAUGUUAGUGUCUGUAUAAUAGUUUCAAAGUUGCAUACCUUAGAUUGCCUUGUAUACAGAUAUAGUAUUCAAAUUUUAUAGUAGUUGUACCUUUUUAACUGAAGAUGACUUUCAUGGUUUCUUGUAUUUUUGUGAUUAAAAUGAUUAAAUAUUGUUAUAAUGUAUUUGUGGAUUCUUAUAUUGGUUAACAUAGUUUUAUAAUCAAUUGAAAUUGUUCACAGUUAAACCAAAAGGUACAUGUAAUUCAUUGCUACAAAUUGUGUUGACUCUCUAUAUUAGAGAUGCUUGACUUUGUGUCAUGCCCACAAAGGAGUUUAUUUUUUCUGCAUUAUGAAUGUCUUUAUUAACUUAUUUUUUGUUUAGCCAUUUUUAUUUCUGUGCAUAGAUGUGAUAUUUAGCUGUGGAAUAUUGUGAAUUUUCUUGUGGUAUUUUAACUGUACAAUUAUCAGAUAACAAUAUAAUCCAUAAACUGCCAGUGACAGAAUUUUCAGCUCGCUGAAAACAAUUUACUGGAAUGUUCUUCAAACAGUAUGUAAUUGAAUAAUUCUGGAAAUAAUUUUCUUGAAUCUUGCAAAAUUUUAGGAAUAUGUUGUAUAUUAAGUGAUUUUUACACUUACAUCAUAUUUUAUUACAUGUUCCAAAAAUGUACUUUAAAAUUUGUGUUAUAUUCUUAAGUGCAGUUCAGAGCCAUAACUUAAGAGUGUUAUCUUACAAAUUUUCAUACCAUAUAGAUAUUUAUUCAGAGCCUUACAAGCUAGCUUCCUUUCUACACUGUUUUAUAACAGGCACAUUUCAGUCCUCAUGGGACCAUCAUCAGUGUUCGCUUAUGUACUUGGUUCAGACCAUUCCACUAUAUAAAAUCACACAACUUUAAAGUUUCUAAAACUACCUAAUCAAAUGUCAUAUUAUAAAACUAAAUAACCACAACAAUCUAAAACAUACAGAUUUUUAAAAUGUAAAAUUAUACCAGGAUAGCAAAUUGUACAAUGAUUUUACUAAUUUUAAAUUUUAAGUAUCUAUAUUUGGUUUUACAAUGCAGUGUUUGAUAAGGUAGUUUUAGAAACAAUCAUAUUGUGUAAUUUUAAAUAGUGGAAUGGUCUGAGCCAAAUAUGUAAGUUAACACUGAUGAUGGUCCCAUGAGGACUGGAAUGCAUCUGUUGUAAAACAAAUAAACAGUGUCGAAAGGAAGUUGAUUUGUAGGAUUUUGUUGAGAUUGUUGUAACAACCGCAUUUUUAUACAGGCCUUUAUUUUGUAAAAUAUUAGCUGACAGUAUGGAAAAAGUGCUGGUAGUUGUAGGGUGAAAUUAAAUAAAUGGCUAUUGCCUUAGAAGUAUUAUUUUAAACUUUUAUAUUAGGUAGUAUGUGUGUAUAAUUAGAAAUUACUUGCAGGAUUAAUUAACUCUAUGAGGCAUGCUGAGUGGCUUUAUUCACAUUAGCUUCAUGGAGUAUUUAUAAGAGACAGCAUAAAUCUAAACAGAUGGAUAUAAUGUUUCUAAAGUCUUGCUUUAUCUGCCUUUGUUUUUUUUAAACUGCCCAUAUUUUGAUAAUGUAUUAAAAUAUCACAUUGCAACAAAACGCAUUUUCAAGAUUUGUGAACUCAGUAGUGAUUUGUAUAAGUGCAUUAUUAGUUAUGGAUAUUUUAUACUUUCAAAAUUAAAGGAAAUCUGAGCACAAAGAAACUGCAAAGCAUUCACUACAUAAGAAUGUGUUUAGAAAGAGGAAAUGUGUUUCAGUUCUGGACACUUCAAGCUGGUAAUGCUGUUUUAAUUCUUUACCAAAAGCAGGAUACAAUAUACCACUGAAACUAUCAUGUGGUUUAGAUUCCUCUAGCCGGUACUUCUCACACCAUAAGCUAUGAGUCACAUGACAUAUGUUUAGUUGGUCUUUAGAAUACAAGUCAAACAUGGCCACACAGUUAAUAGAAGGCUCCUGCACUUCAUAAGAAAGUUUUAGUAAAAAGUUUAGAAGAUGGAAAAAUAUAGUGAUACAUAGUGAGUUUGCUCCCACAUGAAUUUUUAUUCUUUCCUUGUACUCACAGUUACCUGUGCUGUGUAGAUAAAUUCACCUUGCAAACAAAAAGUUUCCUCCAUGUACCUCUCAUUUAAAACUUCACUUAUUGAAUUUCACUAUCCUUGUCUGAAAUAUGUUUCUGUUGUGAUGAACAGUGCUGCAAGCACUCUUUUUCCUAUUAUGUCAAUUCAAAAAAUGGCUUUGUGAUAAAAAAAUAAGCAUGUUGGAACAACCUGUGUCCAAGGCCUGUACUUUCCUUUUACUUUAUGUUCUUAUGUAUUUAACAUAUGCAGCAGUAUUCCCAUGCUCUUUUUUUCUUUUUUGCCAGGUAAAUUCUCAUGUCAUGCUACGUAUGUCAUCUGCUAUAAAUCUACAAUUUUAUUUAAAAUUUUUUUUUGUUUUUUACGUUUUUGGAAAGUACUGCCAAAAACUUUUUGUCAUUCAUUGGCAAGUUUUGUGUAGACAGGUAACAUGGGCUGAAUAUUAUUGAGGUAUUUAAAAACCUGUAUGACCUCCCACAACUUGCCAUUAUUCAUACUCGUCUGGCAUCGUGAUUUUCGUUAUGUUCUAUAUAGGGUUGACCAGUGAAAUAUUGGAAAGGAUGUGGGAAGACACUGUUGUGGCAUACUUUAAGGUAGUACCCAAGGAUUUGCCUGGCAUACUAAGGUACACAAUGGGAACUCUCAGUCAGGAUACUGGCCUCUGUGUCCAGAUUUUAACCAGAGACCUGGAUACGAAGCAAGAGUGCUAGCCUGUUUACCACAGAUUUGAUAAAAUAUUUUUGGAAAGUUCAUCUAUAAACAGUUUUAUUACUAUGUUGUGAUGUCAUGUAUAUUGUGUAUCUGAGACAUUUGAAACAUGUUGUUCUUCAGAAUCAGAAAAAGAAACUUUUCAGUCUCUCUAUAAUGCUAUGAUGAGAAAGUUUUACCAUGACAUUAGCAGCCAAACUAUUGAUUUUUAGAUUAUCAAAUUGAAGUUUGUAGAAUGCAAAAUGUCAUUUUUACCUAUUCAGGUCUUGGCUGUAAGCCUCACGUGUAACACAGUACAUUACGCAUAAAAUGGAACCAGUUUGCAUACAUCAAAAUUGAGAACAUCUUUUGUUAUAUUACACAGUCAGAAAAUUACAUACUCCUGGAUGUUAAUUAAAAUUCUGCAGCUGGAUAUUUAUCCCUUAGCCUAAUUAAAGGCUUAACUUGCAGAUAAAAUUUAGGUGCCUGUAUGUUAAGAGUUAAUUGCUGAAUACUAAAUAGUGAGCUUAUCUUAUUUAUUGAAUUUGUGGUGGUAAACAUGUAAUAUAGUGUUAGCUUAUUCAGUAAAACCAGUUUAAGGAUACCCUGUUAAGUAAAGAUUCCAUUAUCAUAUACUUUCAGAUCUCUUCCUAAGAGAUUUUCUCUGUUAAAAAAUGUUUACAGGUGUGUUACUAGAAAAUAUUUAUGGAAGGUUGUGCUGUAUUACAUAUAAUUAACUGAAGGCGAACUUCUAAGAAAAUAGAAUACAAAGUUUUUUUAAAAAAUUUGUAUUAGCCAGACUUUACUCUCUUUGCAAUUAAAUAAAAAAGUGUAUAAUUUAUUUCCAUUUUGGUUAAAUAAAUUUGUUGCAAUAUUAUAAUGGAAGAAUAUUUUAGAAUGGAAAAAUGUUACUUUUGAUGUUGGAAUUUAAUUUUGGCAAAGUUCUGUUCAUUAAAAACUGGAGAAAGUAUGAUUCUUCACAAAGUAAGGUCAGCUAACAGUGAUUUGUGCAUGUUUCUAAAUAAUUUGAUGUGUGUGUGUAUAUAACAGAAUAUUAAAGAGAAAAAUGUGGAUAAAUCAUUCAGAACUGCUGGCAGUUAAAUUUGAUAGGUAUGUUGCUUUUAGAUUAAAUGUUUAGACAAUAAAUAAUAUUUUGUAAUAUAUAUGGUACUUGUGUUCAGUUACAAUAGAUGGACACUGUUUUGAUAUAUAUGUACUUGAUAUUAAUUGAUUUGUGUACUGUUGCAGGUUACUCCUAAUUAAUUCAUUACAGCAAUGAUAAUUUAAGACAUUUUAAUUUGUAAAAACAUGAAAAAAGUGUUCUGUCAGUGUUCCAUAAAGCUAAAAUAUAAUUACAUUAAUGUGAAUCCUGAAAAUAUGUAUCAAAAUCUGUGCUACAAAUAUAUAUUUAUUAAAGUUUCACCAAUGAAACAAUGUGCAUGUACAAAAUUUUAAUCUUCCAAAUAUAAGAUGAUUAAAUAUUUAUUCCAAUCUCUCAA